AUGACACCGAAUUGGGAUAUACAAAUAAGAAUAUUUUGUCAAAGGCUACGUCCACAAAUAGUUGAGUCAAACACAGAACUUUAUUUAACAGUUCAAACAGCUAAAGGUUCUAUUUUACUGAUUGUGGACAAGCUUGUGCCAUAUCAUGUUCAGUUUAUCCUUGAAGAAGGUCAGGAGAAUCUGCAAAACUUGCUCAAUGAAUACGUAAAAUCUUCUUUUAAAAAUUUGGAUACAACUAUAACCAGCUUGUUCAAUUCAUGUUUACAAAAAUGGGAUACUUUUGCGAGCACAAGAAUGGAUUCAUCUGAACUCACUUCAGAUAAUGGACAAGGUAAACAAGAUCCUUCUAGGCAAGAGAAAAAACAUGUCGAAUCCACUGAGAAAGUCGUUAGUAAUUUUUCAGACUUAAGCAUUAAAGAGAUAGUUCUCCCCAAAGACUCUUCCCGUUCAGGGUCUAAAAAUGUGAAGAUAAAAUCUUUAGGUAAUGAGAAAGAAGGUGACUCAAACGAGGGUUUACCAAGUUCAAAUAACACAAUCUCUCAGCAAAAAAUACCUGAAAGGGAAGGUUUUGAUCAGGAUAAUGAACGCCAAGUCCCUGCCUCUCAGAGCGAUCAGAUACCCAGACAAGUCAAAACAUUACAACUUCAAGGAAAUGACUACUCUCUAGAGUUAACAGGUCUUAAUCUGAUGAAUGUUGGUGUUUUAAAAGCACCGAGGCUGAAAUUGGUGGUAAAAUGUAUUCGCUGUCACUACGGGAAUGAGGUUGCUGUUCAAGAAAAAUAUUCCCUUUCUUGUUUACGGUGUAAUAAUGGUCUUCAAGUCAUUUGGUUAUCAGGAACCAUUCAUGUGAAUUCACCAAGAUUGGGUGUGCUUGAUUUAGUAGGAUGUGCACCCGUUGAUGUUUUACCAAUUGACUGUUUUGUUUCAUGUUUGGAAUGUACAGAUGAGCAAGAAAUAGUCUUCAAAGGACUUUCCUCUAUGCAGCCCAUGGCUCAAUUUUGCAGAUCAUGCAGGACAAGAACAUUAGUUCAGUAUCAGGAUACAAAAUUUCAGUUACUGAAGCAACGUGAACAAGCCUUUGGUUACCAGAAACCUUCCAAUAAAAGCAACAAACAAAACCUUGGGAUCGUAAAAGGUACGCCCCUUCCUAAUCGCGGUGCUUGUGAACACUACAAGAAGUCAUAUCGAUGGUUUCGUUUUCCAUGCUGUAAUCGAAUCUAUGCUUGCGAUAAGUGUCAUGAUAUUGAUCAAGAUCACCUAAAUGAGUAUGCAAAAAGGAUUAUUUGUGGUUAUUGCUCCUUUGAGUCUAUGUACACCAAAGAAGGAACAUGCUCGCGUUGUGGAAACUUCACAACACGUCGUCAGAAAAGUGCUUUUUGGGAAGGCGGACAAGGAAUGAGAGAUCCAAUCCGAAUGAGUAGAAAAGACCCCAGAAAGUACAAAAGAGUUACUUAA
This is a messenger RNA of Schizosaccharomyces osmophilus, 1455 nucleotides long. Its product is annotated as zf-CHY type zinc finger protein. Gene Ontology annotation, molecular function: zinc ion binding. The transcript is spliced from 3 exons. The record is from RefSeq and is a predicted model, not a curated record. Bases 1 to 1455 code for a protein of 484 amino acids. Lineage: Eukaryota; Fungi; Ascomycota; Schizosaccharomycetes; Schizosaccharomycetales; Schizosaccharomycetaceae.